Messenger RNA from Caenorhabditis remanei, 1017 nucleotides. RefSeq lists its product as uncharacterized. Bases 1 to 1017 code for a protein of 338 amino acids. The transcript is spliced from 3 exons. The record is from RefSeq and is a predicted model, not a curated record. Gene Ontology annotation, biological process: embryo development. Gene Ontology annotation, molecular function: protein binding. Lineage: Eukaryota; Metazoa; Nematoda; Chromadorea; Rhabditida; Rhabditidae.
AUGCCCGAUUUUCGCCUUCUUCGUCUCCCGUUAGUUGCUCUCAAAGAGUGUCUUAAAAUAAUGAAUCCAUUGGAACUACUGAAUCUAUCAAUGUGUUCCAGAAGAGUGUCAAAGUUAAUAAAAUUGGGAGGCACCUCGAGUCUCGAAGUUUCAUAUAUGUUUCUAGGAAGUGACACUAAACAGAUCGAAAUCGGAACCUCCAGAUCGAUCCACCGUUUUGAAUUCCCCGCGUCUCACACAAUACCAAUUCUUAUCCGUCAGAGAACUGCGGAUUUUCUGGUGGCAGUUAGUCAGAAACCAGAGAAAGCGAGUUUCGGUUGGAAUGGAUCUUCUCUGGAAUUGGUCGACUACAUUCUCGACACAUUUAAUUGCCCAAUUCACUCAAUUAGCAGUGGUUCCAUUUAUCCAUAUUCCUCUCUUGUGGAAUUGACUAAUUGGGUGUUGACACGACAGUCAACUAUUCGAGAAAUGAGUGUUACCACCAGAAAUCUGGAUGGUGAAGGGUUCAAAGAGAUUCUCGAUAAGCUUACUGUAACUGAGCAUCUAGAUGUGUUAUCCAAAUUGAAUCCAGACUUCCAGUAUACUUUUAAGAAGUUUCCAAGAUCCAUUUCAUUUGAUAGUCCUUAUUGGAUAAAUUUGGAACAACUGCUAGCGAGUGAUUGUGAGUCAAUCACACUUUCAAAUUCAUUUUUCACUAAUACCGAUCUGGAUGCAUACUUUGAGAAAUGGAAGAACGGCGACUAUCCGAAUCUGAAAUCGUUGAGAAUUGUAAGUGAUCGACUCGAUGAUUUGAUGUCGAUUGCAGGAGUGGCGCCACCAGUUAGAGAGGAAAACAAUCCAGAGGAGAUUAUUAGAGACAUUUAUGUUUUCAGUGCCAACUUCAUUCGAUACAGAAUCCACGGGGGAGUCCGAAUUAAAAAUACCAAGGGAAUCACCGGAAUCAUCAAAAUGGGUAUGGAAAGAGAUGGAAUGCAGGUUACGUUCUUGGUCGUGGAUUUAUUCGAUUUGGUUGGCUAA